This is a messenger RNA of Adineta steineri, 1581 nucleotides long. Lineage: Eukaryota; Metazoa; Rotifera; Eurotatoria; Adinetida; Adinetidae. The record is from the annotation of a GenBank genome assembly.
GGAGUACCUAAUUCAGAUUCAAGUGAUGAUGUUUUUGAUAGUCCUUCAUCAAUAAGUCGUUCACGUGUUAAAAUAAAUCAUUCACCUACAUCAACUUUUGAACGUCGUCCAGUAUCUGUUGUUCGUCAUACAUCAAUUCGUAAUCCACCUGUACUUAAUUCACCAUCAAUAUCAUCAACUUCAUCAACAUCAUCGACAAAAUAUAUUGUUCAAACGACUUCAUUUCCUGAUGGUAAUAAUUCGACUAAUGAAAAACUUCAAUUAAAUGAUGAUAGUGCAGAAAAAUGUUUAUCUUUAAGAAGAAAACAUACAUUACGUUCAACAAGUUCAACAGGUUUUCAAAUUCAACAAGGAGGAUCAUCUACUCCUAGUCCAGUUGUUGUUAAAAAACAAACGAAUGAGAGAGAAGAUAGUCCAUUACCCAUUGUUGAAAAUCCAUUAUUUCAACAACAUUCACCACCAAGAAAACCACCAAGAACAUUUCAACAUGAAAAUCGUUAUGAUUAUUUAUCACAAACAAUUGAUCAGAAAGUACCAUCAUCUUCAUCAUCAAGUAGUGAUUCACCUACAUUUGAUCUAGGUGCUCGUUCAGCUAGUUGUAUGGAUUUAACUGUAGGUGUUUCAAAUGCUUUACUAUCAAGUGGUCUUUUACCAUUAAAUAAAUCAAUAGAUAAUACAAAUAAUUUUAUACCACAUGAAAAUAUUUAUGAAGAAUUAAAAACACCUGUAUCAACAUUUAAUAAACAAGAUGGUCAACAAUUUUUAUAUAAUAAUAGUAAAAAAUCACAAACAAUGAAACCAGUACAAAGUGAUUUAGGUAUUCGUACAUCAAUUACAAAACCAAAACAAAAUCAUCCAUUUACAAAUAUAAAAUCUGCAAUGAAGAAAGGUAUUAGUGAACCAAAUCUUGCUAAAACAAAAUCAUCAUCAUUUUUUUCACCACGUGGACUUAUUAAUCGUUUUAAACGUAUUCUUCCAUUAUCAUUAUCAAAACAAUCAUUAAAUGAUAGUAAUGUAAUGACCAUUGAUAGUGAUGAUUCAGCUAGUACAACAUCAGAAAAUAAUGAUGAUAUUCGAAUAUCAAGACUUGAUCAUGUUAGUCGCGUGAAAAAUGUAUAUGAUAGUUUAGGUACCGGUAGUCAUAUGACAAGUCUCUUUACUGAGCCAAGUCAUUCAACAGCUUCACGUGAAUUAAAAACUCUAUAUGAUUAUGUUGUACAUAUUUUACCUGAACAAGAACUAGGUUAUUUUGCAAAUGGAAAUGGUUGUCUUUCAUUAUCGAAUUUAAAUAUAAAUCAUCAAAUUCAUACAUCAACAUCUAUUCGUUUUCAAUAUCCAUUAGAUGCAAAUACUGAAUUAUCAUUAAAAUAUUUUUGUUUUCCUGAUCAACAUGAUUCAAAUAAUAAUCAUAAUACAUUUCUAUCAUCAAAAACAUCGAAACCAGAAUAUUUUCGUUUUACAUUAACAGAUAUGCGUGGAGUACGACAACAUGGUUAUUGUUCACGUUUUACUCAUAAAGGUAUAUUAAAUGCAUUAUGUAUUGUAUCACCAUGCGAUAUGUUGGAUUUAUAUGAGAAAAUA